Anopheles aquasalis is the source of this 809-nucleotide messenger RNA. RefSeq lists its product as uncharacterized. NCBI's taxonomy places the organism in Eukaryota, Metazoa, Arthropoda, Insecta, Diptera, Culicidae. The record is from RefSeq and is a predicted model, not a curated record.
AGGAAGUAAAGCCACAAAUCUUGUUAGAAGUAGAGUUGUGUGUUCAAUAAAUUCCUUUCCUUACUGGAUAACUCUUGUGUAAUACAGUAGCGAUGGGCACAAAACGAUCAUCGUCGUGUUGUGGUUGGCUGUGCAGUCCCCGGUUUCACGGUGUGAUAGUCGGUUUGCUCGCCCUUGUCAACAGCCUGUCCGCGAUGGCCGCCUCGCUGUACUUGCGGGUGCACUUCGACGACAUUCGGAAUGUUCCGGAACAGUUGUCGCUGUACUACCGGUACGCCACAAUCGAUGUCCUCUUCGUGGUGAUUGUGGUGCUGGUCGUCGGUACGUACUUCAUCGGGAUUUGCAAGGUGAACGAGUACUACAUCAUCCCGUUCGGAAUACUGCUGAUGCUCGAUACGAUGGGCUACGUUGCCACGGAGAUGGCCACGACGAUGAGCAGCGAUAGGCCGGAGAUGUUCCGCGGUAAAGCCUUGUCGACAUUGCUAGAACUCGCCAUCUUCGGCUACAUGUUUGUGACAGUAUUCUUCCUGUUCCGGGCACUGCAACGGGACAGGCGUAUGCAUGAGGAGCGGCUACGAGGCUACCGGAGCUUAAGCAGCAGCACGGAGCACAUUGAAAUGUGAUAAGAGACGCAGGCUGAACGUAGCGUUCAUUAAACUACUUUACAACCGGUGCUGCCAUUAAGACUCUAGUAUUUAUCCUGCUCCUGGGAUCGGAUUGAAUUCCGUAGUUUGGUGACGCCGUUUUGGGAAAAGUCACAAAUAGAAAUCAUAAGUUGGUGUAGAAUAACAAACGAAAAAGUAGUUAAA